Messenger RNA from Penicillium diatomitis, 1035 nucleotides. RefSeq lists its product as uncharacterized. Gene Ontology annotation, molecular function: serine-type peptidase activity; feruloyl esterase activity; cellulose binding. Bases 1 to 1035 code for a protein of 344 amino acids. Gene Ontology annotation, biological process: proteolysis; carbohydrate metabolic process. Gene Ontology annotation, cellular component: extracellular region. The transcript has 2 exons. Lineage: Eukaryota; Fungi; Ascomycota; Eurotiomycetes; Eurotiales; Aspergillaceae. The record is from RefSeq and is a predicted model, not a curated record.
AUGAAGACCGCGCUUGUUCUCGCCUUUGCCGCUUCGGCCUUGGGUCAGCAGUCCGUUUGGGGUCAAUGCGGCGGUAAUGGCUGGAGCGGUGCCACGACGUGUACUUCAGGUAACUGCUGUAGCUCAAUCAACCCCUGGUACUCUCAAUGUAUCCCUGGAGACUGCGCAGGUGGUGGUGGAGGUGGCCAAGCCACCUCCACCUCCACGUUGGUCACCACAACGGGCACCAGCGGUACCGGACCAACUUCCAACCCCAACCCCGGAUCUGGCAACACAUCCAAGGGAUGUGGGACUUCGACCACUCUCAAGAGUGGCACAUAUUCCAUCACAGUGAACGGCAAACAACGCCAAUACAUCCUUGCUCUGCCCGACAACUACGACCGCAGCAAGCCCUACAAGCUCAUCUUCGGUCUGCACUGGCUCGGAGGUAGCAUGCAGGAUGUCGCAGGUGGCAACUACUACGGCGUCCGUCCCUUGUCCGGCAACAACGUCAUCUUCGUCGCUCCCCAGGGUCUGAACAACGGCUGGGCCAACGCUGGCGGUGAGGACAUUACCCUGAUGGACCAGAUCCGCGAGAAGCUCCAGGCGGAACUCUGCAUCGACAACUCCCAGAUCUACUCCAUGGGCUGGAGUUACGGUGGUUCCAUGUCCUACGCGCUGGCCUGUGCCCGGCCCGACGUCUUCCGCGGUGUGGCCGUCAUGAGCGGUGCCAACCUCAGUGGCUGCAGCCCCGGCACUCAGCCCGUGGCCUACUACGCCCAGCACGGAGUCUCGGACACCGUCCUGCCCAUCGACCGGGGUCGAUCCAUCCGCGACACCUUUGUCAAGGACAACAAGUGUACUGCCCAGAACGCUCCCGAGCCGGCCGCGGGCAGUGGAACGCACAUCAAGACCGUCUACCAGGGAUGUUCAAGCGGUCACCCCGUUUGGUGGAUUCCCUUUGAUGGUCCUCACGAGCCGUUGGCCACGGAUCGGGGUGCCAGCUCCUCCUGGACUCCUGGGGAGAUUUGGAAGUUUAUCUCGCAAUUCUCGUGA